Molecule: messenger RNA, 3293 nt
Organism: Drosophila eugracilis
Lineage: Eukaryota; Metazoa; Arthropoda; Insecta; Diptera; Drosophilidae
Exons: 6
Coding region: 40-2292 (750 amino acids)
Source: RefSeq, a predicted model, not a curated record
AUUUUACAAUCUGGUAACACUGCAUAGUCUGCAAAUGGAAUGUAUUUUCGUGAAAUAAAUAAGUUUUACUGGCGUUUGCACACGAGAAAUAAUAACAAUCCAGUUGAUUGCAAGGCAACCAAUAGGUACGACAGUUCUAAUGUGUUGUACCCCGAAAUCCAACUUAGAAAAAUAGACUGUUGGAAGGGAACAACAAUGUGCACGAAACAAAAACAAGCAGCAACGCCAACGUCACAGCCCUUAGUACCAGGCGAUGAUGUUGACGAAGUUGGAAAAGAAGGCGAAUGUAAAGCAGUAGACUCCGCAGCAGAAAUACUGGUAGCACAGGGUGAUGAUAAGCACAUAGGAAGCACUGCUUUCCGCGAGUUCGGCCAAAACGUGGCUGGCUGCGGACUUUCCGCCGCUGCUUUCUCGCCCAUUGAAGCUACUGCCUGCGGUCUUAGCUCGAGCCGCACCUCCGUCAACUCGACUGAAAACCUUAGCUAUGCCAGUGACAAUUUUUACGGCGACGAUCUCAUUCUCAUGGACGACGGCGAUGUGGACGCAGAGGAUAUAUCGAUAAACUCCGACGACUGCGUCUACGCCUAUCGUGGGGACCGUGGUGAAUCCGACAUGAAUCUGGAGAUCAUCUCCGUGGGCAGAAGUAGGCACAGCCUAGAUUUAUGUCGACGCAUCAUAUGUGUUGACGAUGAUAACGAGUUCCUGGAAAUGGACUUCGAACCGGAUCCGUCUUCGGAGCUGGAAUUCCCUGGAAGGCCUCAAGAUAUGGGCGUCCUGCCCCAGGCUAAUUUACUGCUAAUGCAGCGCGACUAUAGUCAGAUGAGCGGGGGAACGCCUACUCAGGCCAAUCAUCUGCACAGCUCGCCAGUCGAGGAUUUUCCGCAGGAUCAUCAAAAGCAACUCCUUAGUAAAAGGUUCGCCUGCGUCAACUUAAAUCUAGACCAAAUUAAGAACGGAAGCAGUCGUGGAACUAUGGUGAACACCAACGUAAACGAUAUAAUGCAUGUUGGCGCAGAAAAGAAGGUAGAGCCCACAGGAUGUGGACAUUCGGCAAAGUCGUCUCAGUCUCACUCCCUGCCCAACACAGUGUUUACAGCCUCGAAUUUUGGGCGAAGCACUAGCGUGCCCAGAGAACAUCCAGAGCCCAAUUUGACGGGCACUAAACCUAAGCGACUCUCCCACUCCUCGUCUGUGAUGUCAAAGAGUAGCUCCGCAUAUAAGUCGCGCGGCUCGCACCUGUCGACCACUUUUGACGAACGUUGCUACAGUUGCACUGAUUUUCGGUCAUCGUCGAUGCUAUCAUGCCAGCAGCAGCAAUCAGAAUCGCGGACAAGGCAAGAUAAAUUGGCUCCCAUACUGGUGACUACUGCGGCUGUUGUGUCCAUUGUCCCGCAGUCCUCGUACUCAACCCAUUUUGACUUGGGCAAUAAUGAGGAGAACUGCCUAGACUGUCUGGAAAAGGAGUUUCUUGCCAGCACCAUCGGCAAAGUCGUCGAGCCGAGUGCGUGCCCCAGACACGCCAUUGGACGAGCCAGUAGCCUUUCCCUUUAUGCGCGGGUGGACCAGAUGCGUUGUCGGAGCGGGUCGCAAGGAUUCUUUGAAGGGAGUAUGUUCGCCGGUUGGCUUAGUUCAUCAGCAACCGAAAUCGCUACCGGACCAAGUUUUGGUUUACCCUAUAACUCAAAAUUAAUUACGUGCGACAAUGAUUUAAACGGUGUGCAGCUAUUCAACCAAAACUAUCGGACUAAACCGCUGAUGGCUAUUUUGUCUACGGGAGAAAUGUGUAACGAGGAGAACCUAGUGCAGGCUCUAAACAAAUUACACGUGACCUAUGAUAGUGAACUACUGCACGACUAUUUUAAACAAUUGAACUUGCGACCACAUGCUUAUUGCAAUUUUAAUCUUAAGGAGCUCUUUAUUCACAUCUCAAAGCGGCAGGGAAGUCACCGCAAACUCAAGCGACUAAUCGAAAUGGUGACUCAGCAACAGCUCAAAGUGCAAUUUAUACGGAAAGUCGAAGCUAAAUCUGAAUUGGUUCCCAUUAAAGUAGCAGACAUACUUAAUGCCUGGGCACGCUACCGCGAUUUGUCAGUGCUGCAAGAAUUAGAUGAACGCUUUCAUUAUGCAAAUGUUUUGGGAAAGGUUGGCCACCUUGUACGUCAGGCAGCUGAAGCUGCAACGACAUCGACCCAGGCAGCGUCGUCAUCCUCAUGCAAACACGACCUGCCUGAAUUUUUAUUGAUCCCGCAGUAUUACGAGUGUGGCGACCUGACUUUAACCAGAAAAUGUUAAGCUAGGCUCUCACAAACAUCUAUUUAUUUUCACUCAAUCUCAUUUAAUACAAAUAUCCCCGCAAACAUAUAUUCAGUGAGAUAAGAUAUAUUCUGGAUAUAAAGGGGGCAUAUGUAUGGCUAAAAUCUCCGGCAUCGGUCGGGUUAACUGCGAUCACUUCACCUAAAGAACAUUAAAUGGAACUAAAGAAAGUAAAUUUUAAUUAGGCGUUAUUUCAACUCAAAACAAAAAGGUAACAAAAUUUUCGUUAAAUUUUGAGCAAAAAGGAAGGUGAAAUUGUAAAAUUAAAUAUCUUUAUUUAUUCUUCUGAAUUAAUUUUUUUACCCUUCAAGGUAACCCCUCCCGAUAAAAUAUAAGUGUACGAUUUUUCGAUUCCUUAAAAAAUGCCAAAUAUUCCCUUUCCGGGAAAGGGCUUUAUCUCCUUUUAUGCUGCAAAAGUUAAUAGCACUUCUCUGCUCUGCAGAGCUAGCCAGAAAUUUUCAGCCCAUGAAGUUUAACCAGUUUAAUACACACCCAUUUUUUCACACCUAUUUCAAUGAAUAACAUUUCACAGGUAUGUAUUUACUAAAUAUGCUUUCUCCAUUAUAAUUUCAGUCGGCUACAGAGCUUACAAAACCUCAUAGGGAAGGAUAUUGAUUUAUUUUAUAUCGAAAAACGAAAAACUACGGGAGUAGCGAAGUUUUUCCGAACGCUGGGCAACGCAUCCUAAGACGGUGCUAUUAUACGGCCACGCCAACUCUUACGCCCACCAAGCUCGAAAAACGGUUUCCACUUUUUGUAGGAACGCUGAGAUCUCGGUAACUAUAAGGGAUAGGGACAAAAUUAUUCACUGUGUAAAUAUAUGCUGGCGAAAUAUGAUUAUGUUAAAAUUGGAGAAGACAGUAUUAGAAUUGAGUCACUGCAUGUGUAGCCAAGUAACAUGGCACUAUUAUCUAAGCCUAGAAGGUAAGGUAAUAUCAAUUAAGCUUAUAUUAUUUAUUUAUAAAUCUGGGAAUAGUCAA